Messenger RNA from Caenorhabditis remanei, 1083 nucleotides. RefSeq lists its product as uncharacterized. The transcript is spliced from 6 exons. Gene Ontology annotation, biological process: ceramide biosynthetic process. Gene Ontology annotation, molecular function: sphingolipid delta-4 desaturase activity. NCBI's taxonomy places the organism in Eukaryota, Metazoa, Nematoda, Chromadorea, Rhabditida, Rhabditidae. Gene Ontology annotation, cellular component: membrane. Bases 1 to 1083 code for a protein of 360 amino acids. The record is from RefSeq and is a predicted model, not a curated record.
AUGGGUCAGGCCCCGGCCAAAGAAGAGGACUUCUCAUGGGCUUACACCGAAGAGCCGCAUGCUUCAAGACGGAAGGAGAUGCUCGCCAAAUAUCCUCAAAUCAAAGAACUUUUUGGGCAAGAUAAAGCAUUCAGACCUGUGGUUGUAUCCAUGGUUAUUGCUCAAAUAGUUUUUGCCUAUUUGCUCAGAGAUUCCGAUUGGUUUCUUAUUCUACUUCAAGCAUAUUUUGUCUCAGGAACUAUUAAUCAUUCAUUGACACUCGCUGUUCAUGAAGUUAGUCACAAUCAAGCUUUUGGAACGAGCAGACCACUUGCAAAUCGUAUCUUUGGAUUUAUUGCGAAUUUACCCAUGUGCAUUCCGAUGUCUAUUUCCUUCAAGAAGUAUCACUUGGAACAUCACCGUAAUCUAGGAGAAGAUAUCAUUGAUACCGACGUACCCACAGAGUUUGAGGCCAAUGUUUUCCGUACGUGGUUUGGUAAAAUGAUUUGGAUGUGUCUUCAACCACUUUUCUACGGAAUUCGACCCUUUAUGCUCUAUCCGAAAUCGAUGACUGAUUUAGAACUAAUCAAUGUUGGAAUUCAGUUAGCCUUCAGUACUUUCAUCUAUACUCAAUUCGGUCCAAAGUCGUUUUUCUUCUUGUUCGGAGGACUUGUUCUCGGGAUGGGAUUGCAUCCGUGUGCAGGACAUUUUGUGUCAGAACAUUAUGUUUUCAAGAAGGAUCAGGAGACUUACAGUUACUACGGUCCAAUUAACAUGGUUGUUUUCAAUGUCGGAUACCAUGUCGAGCAUCACGAUUUCCCUUACAUCACUGGCUCAAAUCUUCCAAAAGUACGAGAAAUCGCUCCAGAGUAUUACGAAAAUUGGCAAACACAUGAAAGCUGGGUCGGUAUGAUGGCUGAUUUUAUUUUCAAUCCGAAUAUGACUUUGAGAAAAAGAAUCAAGAGAAAGUACGCAAAACCAGAUCAAUUUUCAUUCUACGGAACCGGACCAUAUGAGACGAGCCACGUUUAUAAGUCAAUUGCAAACGUUGUCAACACCUUGACUGGGUUCGGAGGGCGGAAGUCUGUGGUUAAGUGCGACUGA